Molecule: messenger RNA, 2082 nt
Organism: Saccharomyces cerevisiae S288C
Lineage: Eukaryota; Fungi; Ascomycota; Saccharomycetes; Saccharomycetales; Saccharomycetaceae
Gene: SSE2
Product: adenyl-nucleotide exchange factor SSE2
Exons: 1
Coding region: 1-2082 (693 amino acids)
Biological process (GO): protein refolding; proteasomal ubiquitin-independent protein catabolic process; proteasome-mediated ubiquitin-dependent protein catabolic process
Molecular function (GO): adenyl-nucleotide exchange factor activity; ATP hydrolysis activity; ATP binding
Source: RefSeq, marked reviewed
AUGAGCACUCCAUUUGGCUUAGAUUUAGGUAACAAUAACUCAGUACUAGCAGUUGCCAGAAAUAGGGGUAUUGAUGUCGUUGUCAAUGAAGUUUCUAAUAGGUCUACACCAUCCUUGGUCGGCUUUGGCCCCAGAAAUAGGUACUUAGGUGAAUCUGGUAAAACUAAGCAAACAUCGAAUGUUAAAAACACUGUGGAAAACUUGAAAAGAAUCAUUGGACUAAAGUUCAAAGACCCUGAAUUUGAUAUCGAGAAUAAGUUCUUCACUUCGAAAUUGGUACAGCUAAAAAAUGGUAAAGUUGGUGUGGAAGUGGAGUUCGGCGGUAAAACACACGUAUUUUCAGCUACUCAACUGACUGCUAUGUUCAUUGAUAAGGUGAAGCACACCGUUCAAGAGGAAACGAAGUCAUCAAUUACCGAUGUCUGCCUCGCAGUUCCUGUAUGGUAUUCGGAAGAACAACGUUAUAACAUAGCCGAUGCUGCCAGAAUUGCAGGAUUAAAUCCUGUAAGGAUUGUCAACGAUGUGACUGCAGCCGCCGUUUCGUACGGCGUCUUCAAGAAUGAUCUGCCAGGUCCUGAAGAAAAGCCAAGAAUCAUUGGCUUAGUGGACAUUGGGCAUUCUACCUACACCUGUUCUAUUAUGGCUUUCCGCAAAGGCGAAAUGAAAGUAUUAGGUACUGCUUAUGACAAGCACUUUGGUGGUAGAGAUUUCGAUCGCGCAAUCACAGAACAUUUUGCUGAUCAGUUUAAGGACAAGUACAAGAUUGACAUUAGGAAAAAUCCGAAAGCUUAUAACAGAAUUUUAAUCGCUGCUGAAAAAUUAAAAAAAGUGCUUUCUGCGAACACUACUGCCCCCUUCUCCGUUGAAUCUGUUAUGGAUGAUAUCGACGUUUCCUCUCAAUUGAGCCGUGAAGAGCUGGAAGAAUUAGUAGAGCCCUUGUUGAAGCGUGUGACGUAUCCAAUCACCAAUGCAUUGGCUCAAGCUAAAUUAACUGUCAAUGAUAUUGACUUCGUAGAAAUAAUUGGUGGUACAACCCGUAUCCCAGUUUUAAAGAAGUCAAUUUCUGAUGUUUUUGGAAAACCUUUGUCAUCUACUUUAAAUCAAGACGAAGCUGUGGCCAAGGGGGCCGCUUUCAUAUGUGCCAUUCACUCUCCAACUUUAAGGGUCAGGCCGUUUAAAUUUGAAGAUAUUGAUCCGUAUUCAGUGUCAUACACUUGGGAUAAGCAGGUCGAUGACGAAGACCGUUUGGAAGUAUUCCCUGCUAAUUCAUCAUAUCCAUCAACUAAACUAAUUACUUUACAUCGUACUGGAGAUUUCAGCAUGAAAGCGGUGUACACUCAUCCUUCGAAACUGCCAAAAGGUACUUCCACCACUAUUGCAAAAUGGAGCUUCACUGGGGUCAAGGUUCCUAAAGAUCAAGAUUUUAUUCCUGUAAAGGUCAAGUUAAGAUGCGAUCCUUCCGGCUUGCAUAUUAUCGAGAACGCUUACACAACGGAAGAUAUUACGGUUCAAGAGCCAGUGCCUUUACCGGAAGACGCACCAGAAGAUGCCGAGCCCCAGUUUAAAGAAGUUACUAAAACAAUUAAGAAAGAUGUGCUAGGUAUGACUGCAAAAACAUUCGCGCUAAACCCGGUUGAGUUGAACGAUCUAAUUGAAAAAGAGAAUGAAUUAAGAAACCAGGAUAAGUUAGUUGCCGAAACCGAGGAUCGCAAAAAUGCCCUUGAAGAGUAUAUUUAUACCCUUCGUGCCAAACUCGAUGAUGAAUACUCCGAUUUUGCGUCUGACGCAGAAAAAGAAAAGCUAAAAAACAUGUUAGCCACUACUGAAAAUUGGUUAUAUGGUGAUGGUGACGAUUCUACCAAGGCAAAAUACAUUGCUAAAUAUGAGGAGCUGGCAUCGUUGGGGAAUAUUAUUAGAGGUAGAUAUUUAGCAAAGGAGGAAGAAAAAAGACAAGCACUCAGAGCGAAUCAAGAAACUUCUAAAAUGAAUGAUAUUGCUGAAAAAUUGGCUGAGCAAAGAAGGGCACGCGCUGCAAGUGAUGAUAGCGAUGACAACAAUGAUGAAAACAUGGACCUUGAUUAA